Teleopsis dalmanni is the source of this 1221-nucleotide messenger RNA. RefSeq names its product netrin-B-like. The coding region runs from base 1 to 903 and encodes 300 amino acids. NCBI's taxonomy places the organism in Eukaryota, Metazoa, Arthropoda, Insecta, Diptera, Diopsidae. The record is from RefSeq and is a predicted model, not a curated record. The transcript is spliced from 7 exons. Gene Ontology annotation, molecular function: protein binding.
AUGGCUCAAAAACGGACUGUGGAGCAAGAAUCUUUGGUGUGCCAAUGUAACGGACACGCACGACGGUGCCGCUUCAAUCUGGAAUUAUACAAACUUUCUGGACGUGUCUCAGGUGGUGUCUGUUAUAAUUGCCAACAUGACACUACAGGACGUUAUUGUCACUACUGCCGCGAGGGUUACUACAGGGACGCAACAAAAGCGCUUAAUCAUCGUAAAGUUUGCAAAAGAUGUGACUGUCAUCCCGUUGGCUCCACUGGUAAAACGUGUAAUCAUUUAAGCGGUCAAUGUCCAUGUAAGGAAGGUGUUACGGGCUUAACAUGCAACCGCUGCGUUAGAGGUUAUCAACAAACGCGUUCACAUGUGGCACCCUGCAUAAAAGUGCCCACAAACGCCAAUAUGAUACAAGCUGAGAGCGCAGGCAACGAGUACAGGGAACCCGAACAAGUCGAAGAAAUGAAAAAAUAUUGUGGCAAAUGCAAAGCGAGUCCGAAAAAAUUGAAUUUAAAUAAAUUUUGCAUGGAGGAUUAUGCAAUUCUAGCUAAAGUUAUCAAACAGGAUCGCGCCUCGCAGGAUGUCAGCACGGAGAAGUAUUCAAUUGAACGUCAAAACGAAAUUUUCAAAUACGAAAUCAACAUACAAACAAUAUUCAAACGAAAUGCCAUGUCCGGCACCACGAGUUCCCUGCUAGGCAGGGGGCACAUGAUAUGGCUGGGGCCGCGCAAGAGUGUCGAGUGUCAAUGUCCAAAAAUCAAAUUGAACAAAUCAUAUUUAAUACUUGGCCGAGAUGUGGAAGCUGCUCCGGGAUAUUUGGCCAUUGGCCCAAGUUCCGUGGUGUUAGAGUGGAAGGAUGAGUGGUCGUUGCGUAUGAAACGCUUUCAACGACGAGCGCGUAAAUGCAGUUGAAUCGAACCGGAAACGGAAUAUGUCAGAGCGGAUUUUAAUUUCAUUCACUUGAACCGAUAUAAAUUUUUGUAUAAUAUGUACAGUUUACUUAAAUUUUUGACCUUCUUCGGUAUUAUGCUGUAGUAGAACAAGGAAAAUUAUAUCGUAGAGAAAAUGUAGUUACUAAAUUAUGCUAUGUAUGCUAAAAGUUACAAAUCGGUUAUAUAUGUCCUUAAGUUAUGCAUGUAGAUUAGCGGAUUUAUAUUAAGUUUAUUUUAUUUAUUUAUAUAUUUAUUUAUUUUUUAUAUAUAUAUACAAAUAUGUCUAACAAUUUUAGCA